CUCGGCGGGGGUGGUGAGAGGCGGCGCGGGGCAGUGACGCAAUGCCUCCGUAGUGGCGGGUGUGUUGUCGCUGCAUCUCUGUAGCGUCUGGCUUCGGUUUUCACGGUUACGGCGGCGCAAGGCAUUGUCCCAGUCGCUGACAUGCAGCUGUUUGUCCGCGCCCGGGAGCUGCACACUCUUGAAGUGACCGGCCUGGAGACAGUUGUCCAGAUCAAGGCCCAUGCAGCCUCCCUGGAGGGCCUCAACGCUGAAGGUAAGGUCGUGUUUCUGGCAGGUUCUCCUCUGCAGGAUGAAGUCGCCCUGGGUCAGUGUGGGGUAGAAGCUCUGAUGACCCUGGAAGGGGUUGGCCGCGUGCUAAGAGUGGGAAGACAGAAGACAGAGAGAGCAUAGCACAUUUCAAGAAAAGUGGGAGCAAGUAUAUUUCUUUAUGGAAAUAAAAAAUAGUCCUGUGUGUUUAAGAUCUCAAACUUUAUGUGUCAAGAUAAUACAACUUAAGACAUCAUUACCCCACAAACCAUAGAAUUUUGACUGGUAUACAGCAAAAGAUGUGUGGUGAAAAACUUAAUGAACUAAACAAAGGACUAAACUUUCUACAGCAUUUAUCACUGAAUGCAAAUAACUGAUGCUGCUAUGAAAUGCAUUUAUACAGUAAGUGAAAAAAUUGCCCAGGCAUCCAAACCUUUCACAGAUGGUGAGAUUAUACAAGAUUGUCUGUUGAGCGCAGCAGAAAUCAUAUGUCCUGAACAGAAACCAGCAUUUGCAAACAUAAGUCUAACCGUAAACACUAUUGUUCAGUGGGUACAAGAUAUGGCUGAGAACUUACAAGUUGCAAGAAAAAGUGAAAUCAAUUGUGACAUUUUCUAUUGCAGCUGAUGAGUACAUAUAUAUAAAGAAUACAAGCCAGUUAAUUAUAUUUAUCCCUGGUGUUGAUGAGAAUUUUGACAUCACUGAAGAACUUUUCAAUAUAAUACCCAUGCCUAUCCAACAUUGGAAAAUGACUUGUUUUUGUAUGUUGGGAAAAGUCUUGAAAAGUUUGAUGCUGACUGGUCAAAAUUAGUAAGUGUGACCACAGAUGGUGCUGCUGCAAUGGUCUGAUAACACAGGACCACUUGUUGCAACACUUAAAUCCAAGGUCAAAAUGCUUUUCAAGGAUGUAGAACUUAAAUCCAUUCACUGAAUUAUUCACCAGGAAUUGUUUUGUACUAAAAAGUUAGAACUAGAACAUGUCAUGGUUGGAGUGAUUAAGACAGUGAACUGGAUAUGCUCCCAUGGCUCCAGCCACAGGCAGGUCAGUGCCUUGCUUGAGGAACUGAAUGCACAAUAUGGUGAUCCCCUUUACUAGACAAAGGUAAGGCAGCUUAGUCAGGGCACGGUACUGAAGAGAUUUUUUGAAUUGAUAAAAGAGAGAGACUUACUCAUGUCAUCCAAGGGCAGAUCCCUUCCCCAAGUCACCAGGGAAGAUUGGAUCAGAGACCUGGCCUUUUUGGUAGACAUUACAAACCAUCUAAACACUUUGAAUAUUUCUCUGCAAAGACGUUCGCAAGUCAUAACACAAUGUAUGAUUCAGCUUGCUCUUUCCUAGCAAAACUGAAUCUUUGGGAAACUCAUUUGGCAGUAAAUAAUCUGGCUCACUUUCCUACACUGAAAUCAGUUUUCAGAAAUGAAACUGAUGGCUUAAUAUACAUCCCCAAAACUGUGGAGUUGAAGAUUGGAUUCCAAAAAAGGUUCUUUGAUUUCAAACAUUAUAAAAAUGAACUUAGGUUAUUUUGCUCAUCUUUCGCAAUUAACAUUGGUAGUGUUAAUGAAGAAUUACAAAUGUGAGUUAUUGAACUGCAGUGUAAGACAGUACUGAAAACAAAAUAUGACACUGGAAUGGAAUUCUACGAAUCCCUCAGCAAGAGUUACCCCAGAUGUAGAAACCAUUGUGCAAAGAUUCUGUCCAUGUUUGGAAGCACCAAUGUCUGUGAACAACUCUUUUCUGUUAAGAAAUUGAGUAAAACUAAAUUUUGAUCCCAGUUAAAGGAUACAAGAUUGAAUUCAGUUCUACACAUUGCAACUGGAAAUAUGUGGCCAGACAUUGACAUCUUGGUGCAGAAAAAAAAAGAUGUCUGGUUUCUGGUUCCAAGUCAAAGCAAUAACAGGUUAUGAAAGAAAAAUUUAAUAAUUAAAGAUUUCUAUUUUUUAA
This is a messenger RNA of Manis javanica (Malayan pangolin), 2185 nucleotides long. RefSeq names its product ubiquitin-like protein FUBI. Gene Ontology annotation, molecular function: protein binding. The record is from RefSeq and is a predicted model, not a curated record. NCBI's taxonomy places the organism in Eukaryota, Metazoa, Chordata, Mammalia, Pholidota, Manidae.